GACUACUAUGUCUUGCGCGCUAAAAAUGUUAUCGGUGACGAAAUACUGAAUGGAAAAGCAAAAGAUUCCAAUUCACGACAAGUAUGCCUCACUGCCCCGCUUUUUGGUGUACGACUUCGGAAGAUUUCUGUUAUUCCCGAUGACUCAGAUGCUAUUGCAGAGGAAGUUCGCAACUAUAUGAACCGUUACGACUAUGUAAUAACAUCGGGGGGUAUAGGUUCUACUCACGAUGAUGUGACAUAUGAAGGUGUUGCAAAGGCACUAAAUGAAAAGAUUAUCAUUCAUCCAAAGUUCUUACAAACCCUCAGGAGACUAUCAGAACCGAAUAUGAUUUCCUCUUCAGACCCCAUAACCAAACUUGCCAAAAUACCGGAGUCAUCUGAAUUACUAUAUGCAACAGGAAUCCAGAUGGAUAAUGAAAGCUCUUAUCCUAUUGUCAAAGUGAAAAAUAUCUUCAUUUUACCAGGAGUUCCAUGCUUAUUUAAUAUGGCACUAGAGAUAAUUAAGGACCAUAUCCGAGAUCCUAAUGUGAUAUUCUUUCAUCAUUCCUUAUAUCUUACCACUAUGGAAACUGAAAUAGCGAAGGAUUUGUCUCAAUUAGCCGAAAAAUAUCAAGGUUUAGUCAGUAUUGGAUCUUAUCCUGCAUUUCAUAACAACUAUUAUCGUGUUCGAAUAGCUUUUGAUUCACUUGAAGAAAAUACUCUGAAGUUGGCUUAUGAAGAAGCUGAACGCCUAUUUAAGGACUACAUUAUAAGGUAUAAUCCAUAUCCAAUCAAUAAAGCUGAUGAAGAAGUUUAUAAAUUAUGUAAGCAGGCAGAAUCGAAUUUGGGUAAACGUGUAGCUAAAUCUUUGCAGUUUAUAGAAGAAGUACUGAAUAAAUACAGUGAUUCUGAGCUGGUUAUAUGUUUUAAUGGUGGUAAAGACUGCACAGCGUUACUUCAUUUAAUCCAUGCUGCAAUUCAACAUCAAAGUCAUAAUAAUAACAACCAUUCGGAAAAUAUAAAACCUACAAGAUUACCGAAACUUUUAUAUAUUCGUUCAUGUUCUACUUUUCCAGAAAUCGAACUAUUUGUUGAAAAAAUAGUUGAUGCGUAUUAUUCAUUAUGGAGUAAAAUUUCACGACCAGAUUUAAAACAUUAUGAACAACGACACGCCGAUGUAAAUUCACAGACUUCAUCGUGCUCAAUGGAUAAUAGCGUAUUUAUAUAUGAGGGAUCUAUUCAAAGUGCAUUGGAAAGAUUUUUAGGGGAUUAUCCUGAAAUAAGAGGUGCCUUCAUGGGUACAAGAUAUACAGAUCCCGGAGCAUGUGAGUAUCGCUAUUCCUUUUCGACUUAUUUCAUUUUUUAUUGCCCAUUUUUUGUUACAAAUAGAUAAAUGUUUCAAGAAAUCAAGUUUUCUCAAGAAGAGAUCAGAUAAAAAAGCAAGAUGAACAAGGUAGCAUUUCCUUUCAAUUGGCUUCUCAUUAGGACUGUACACUAGUAUUAUAGGUCGUAUUUAUUAUUGCUACUCAGUUACCUCACAAACAACUCCAUAUAUUUAAUAGUGAAAUAGUCUCGAGCGAAGUGAAUCUCCUCCCGGAAUUCUUACCACACCAUGGUCACAGAGUAAAACGUUUUCAUUGAUCUGUCCCAGUUGCUUUUAGAAAGAUUAGUACUGUAACUUCACUCUUGAAUUUGUUGUUUUUUGUCUUAACUUACCCCUCUCUGAUUGACCUACCUAGCUGAGCAGGGCGUGUUGACAGUAAUCUCCCAGCUAACAUUACUCGAUGAAGCUUUCUCAGCUGGUUGGUUUGAUCAGUAUGCCAAUAUACUAGCUGUAGUUAGGAAUUUCAUUAGACACUGAAACACACCUGUCUUUCAGUUUAUUUAAUUAUGCAUUCCCAAGUGCAUGUUUAUAAUAUAACCUGCGUCAUUCUCUUGUGACCACAUUUUGGCGAAUCAGAUAAGAUAAUAAUGUUUAAAGACUCGUCCUCUAUGUUCAGUAAUUGUUUGCUGACUAAUUUGCAAGUUAAGUUGUACGAAUAGCUAUUGUGUUGACUUGUUCAUUACUAUGGUACUAAUAUAUUUCAGAUAAUAAUGGGUUUCAUUGUCUAACUGUUAUCUUCUACGUAGACAAAAUGUCUCAUAUGGUAAUGUCAGAUCCUGGUUGGCCUCAAAUUCUUCGGAUCAAUCCACUCUUAGAGUGGACAUACUCUGAUGUAUGGAAUUUUCUCCGAUCUCUUUCACUUCCAUACUGCAGUCUGUAUGACGCCGGGUAAUUAUCAACAUUAAUAUUGUAAAUAAAAACCUUAAAUUAAAAUGCUUCACUAGUGCUUUUUAGGAAAUAUCAUAAAUAUGUUGUGAAUCAUAAAUCUGCAUUGUUUACACAAUGUUAACGUAUUAACAACUAAACGUGUGCUAACAUUACGGAUACCUCCGCCUGUAGCUUCUCUAAUGUUACUACUGGUCUCAAGCCCGGGUAAAGAAGAGUUGGGUAUGAGGUCAGCAACCCCACCCCGUAGAAAACAGCCUUGCUAAGAAAACGCGACCCAGAAUAAACAAUUUUAACCAUUUACAAUCUAUUUGGGAGUUAAAAGAACUUCAUUUAGAAGAAUUAUGAAGCCUUAUAGUGGCGUCGAGGUUCUUCGGAAGUCUCGAGGCCGAUGAUCCUUCUAACAACCAGAGUAACAAUUAAUAUACAUACAUGUAUUGUCCAGACUAUGUGGAAUACCAGAAAUGGAAGGUGCCCGGAAUAAGUGAGAACUGUUGGAUCCAACCUGGACAGUAGAAUAUUACGAAAAUAUGUGGUUAUAUUCCGGUCACGAAGAGUAAAGGCUCCGCACACAAAUAGAGUUGCACUGAUCCUCUUCAGAGAAGCACGAAGAGCACUUAUCGGAUGGGAACCGCAUGGAUACAUUCUCACCAAAGCAUCCUUCAAAACAAAGGAGGAGAGAAUCGCAAUGCAUGUUGUCCAGUGCUAUGCACACACCAAUGAUAGCAAUGAAGACGAUAAAAACCAGUUCUACAAGAGGCUACAGUCGAUCCUAGAGAAGUGCUUAGGAAGAGGAUCUAACCAUCCUGAUAGGAGAGCUAAACAUCGAGGUCGGAAUAAACAACACUGGGUACAAGCAUAUCAUGAGACGACCAUGGACUGGGAGAAAACUAAGAGAAUGAUGAGGUACAUGGGUCUCACCAGAUCACACUACGGAGAACCAUAUCGGUCAUACUUGCAUCAAUGAAGUAUUCAGAAGGUCAGCGAAAGAUGUGAGAACCAAUAGAGGAACUGACAUAGUUUCACACCACCAUCUGGUGGUUACCAGGGUAGAAUUGAAGCUAAGAAAAGUACUGGAUAACUGGAGAAAUAGCAUUACAAAGGUAUACUACAGUCUUCCAUCGAGAUACUGACAUACUGAACGAAUUCAAGAUAACUUUCAGCAUCAGGUUUCAAGCCUUACAAGAUCUGCUCAAAGAAGAGGAAACUGCUAUAGAGAACAAGCGGGAAGGGAUUGGAGAAGCACUAAUUUUAGCGUGCCGCAAGAAGCAUUAUCAUAAGGAAUGGAUCUCUAUGGAGACCCUGGACAUGGUUCAAUAAAGGAAAAAAAAUAAGCGAGUAAUCAAUAGAAACCAAUUGGAAGCAGAGAAAACUAAAGCUCAGUCUGGAUACACAGAAGCAAACCAACGGGUGAAGAAGAGCAUUAAUAGUGAUGAGCAGGAUUAUAUGGAAGACAUAUCAGUAACAACAGAAGAAACUGUAAGGGAAGGGAAUGAGACAACUAUAUGAUAUGACAAAGAAACUAGCUGGAGAAUACAGUAAACCAGAGCAACCAGUCAUGAACACAAAAGACAAACCAAUCACUAAGGUUCGAGAACAGCGGAACAAGUGGGUAGUGUUUAUUGGUAACUUCUGAGAACCAUUAAUGAACUAAUAUUAUAUUUGUUCUUAUUUUGUAACUAUUCAGUAACUAAAUUACGCAUAACUAUAUUCCUCUUAUUAUAAGCUUUAUUCUGACUUAUAGACUAUUAUGAUACGAUUUAUUAUUCUUAAAUUAUUCUCAGUCUAUCAAUUACCACCACCCACAACCAUAUCCACCUUUUGGCCUGAUCUUGUACAAAUGUUAUUUCCUAUUUUAUGGUGUGAUGUGGUCCGUUUGGCUCGUGAAUAAGCUAGGUACGUUUGAAGUAAAUGAUUCGCGUAGCGAAAGCUGGUAUUGGUGUUUUGGACUCAACUGGCAGGGCUAGUAGUACAAAGGACUAAUAAGGGUACUAGACUGCUCAUACCGGUCGAACGUCAUUGGUUUGGCGCAAUGAUAAGAUUGUAUAAGUCGUAUUCUGGUUGGCGAAUAAACCGCGUGAUAAUUAGCUGGGCUAAAAGUCACAACAGGUAAAGCACUUCGAGGAACUGUUUAAUAGAUCAACCUGGUUGAACUCACCAGAUACUGACGGACAACCUACAGACCUUCCUAUAGCUAUCACUCCACUAACGAUGGAAUAAGUCAGGAUGACCAUCAGGCGAAUCAGGAGUGGGAAAGCAGCAGGACUAGACAACUUAAUAGCUGAAGCGCUGAAGUUAGUCGUAUAGGUAACUGUAAAGAUGCUAAAUGUUCUUUGCAGGAAGAUUUGGAAGGAGAACGAGUUUGGUCUGAAUAUAUUGAAAAUAAUAUUCUUUGAUAUCGAAGCUUUUGCAUUCGAUCUGGAGUUAAGUGUAGUUUUACCUUGUGACUUCGGCGAUAUACUUUUUAUUCUCAAACUUGAACAUGAAUUUUUAUAGUCGCCAAGAUUAGGUCCAGUGAUUAACCCUUGAUUAAUUAAUGAUUAAUUACAUGACGUAAUUACCAUUGGCAUAGUUUUUUAUUAGCUAUAAUUUUCCUCUGUUGUCAAUAUUUUUAUAUCAGCCUAAAUUCUAUCUUUUUUUAUUGACUUAUAUCAAUUUUUAAAUAAACAAUACCGCGUUUUUUCUGUAUUACAGAUACACAUCAAUUGGAAGUAUGGAAGAUACUCAUCCCAAUCCACGAUUAAGGUAUAUAACAGAAAGUGGACGAAUCGCAUACCAUCCAGCAUAUACACUGAACGAGGAGAUUUGUGAACGCAUUGGUCGUGUACAUGAGAAUACUAAAACUGAUUAAAGUAAAACCACCAUCUACUAGUUCUGCGAUGUAAUACUCGUAAAAUAAUUUUGUGAUAGAUAUUUGUAAUUUUGAAUAAAUAGCCAUAAAAGAUUGUUUUCACCACUGUUCAGUACCACACGCAUCCUGAAUACACUGACAAUAAAUUUUCAGCCAGGAAUAUGAACACAU
Messenger RNA from Schistosoma bovis, 5272 nucleotides. The record is from the annotation of a GenBank genome assembly. NCBI's taxonomy places the organism in Eukaryota, Metazoa, Platyhelminthes, Trematoda, Strigeidida, Schistosomatidae.